Aspergillus steynii IBT 23096 is the source of this 2152-nucleotide messenger RNA. Its product is annotated as histidine phosphatase family protein. The record is from RefSeq and is a predicted model, not a curated record. The transcript is spliced from 3 exons. Lineage: Eukaryota; Fungi; Ascomycota; Eurotiomycetes; Eurotiales; Aspergillaceae. Gene Ontology annotation, molecular function: acid phosphatase activity. The coding region runs from base 472 to 2055 and encodes 527 amino acids.
CGUUGCCUGAAUUCCCCGAAGGAGCUGGUGCGGUUUGCCUCGGAACAUUGCAGCCUCCCUAGUCUCUACUGCGGAGUAGGGCUUAGUGCCAACAGUCAAGUCGAUCAAUCGUGGUCGAUUCAACCGAGCAAGGGCUUGCCAAUGUGUCAUCCCUGCACAGUCUGUUCAAAGUCAGGGAAUCCGACGCCCGAGCAAUUCACCAGCACAGCGCCGCUCAAGCGACGCGCAUGUUGACAUGUCAAGCAAGGGCGGUUGUCCGCUGGAAAGCAACAGCCACCAUUCAGCGGAAUCGGCCCUAUCGUGAAUCCAUUAGUCAAGGGAUGGAUCAAGGGAAAUGCGGGAUAUUUCAAUCGGGUCGUGAUCGGCGCGCGGCCCAUUCAACGUCAUGCCGUCGAACCUUGACCAAGAGUGACAUAUAAAAGACGUCUUGUCACAUUCCCCUCAAACCUUCCAUCCACACGCACCUCCAUCAUGAAGAUUCUCACUCUAUGGCUAGCUUUGGCCGGCGUGGGCAUGGCUGCCCCGCGAGGCACGUCCACGUCUGCAGCAGCGGCUCCGACAGGCACAGCAUAUGCGUUCGGGUUCGACAUGACCAAGAGCUGGGCUAACCUGUCUCCUUACAAGAACGCGGAGAGUUUCGGUGUGCCUAAAGGGGUGCCGCAGGGGUGCGAACUAUCGCAAGUCCACGUGUUGCACCGCCAUGCGGAGCGUUUCCCUACCAGCAACCCGCUCGACGGCAAAGGGAUGAGCGAUUUCGCGUCGAAGUUGGUCAAUUACUCCAAAGAGCACUCCUCCAAGGAUGUGGCCAGCGGACCCCUCAAAUUCCUGAACAACUGGGAAUACGUCGUGGGCGAGAACACUCUCAUGGAGAACGGGGCAGCCACCGAGGAUACUUCGGGGGCCAACUUCUGGAUCAAAUACGGUCGGCUGUUGUAUCGCGCCGAUCGGGAUACUGUCGCCGCUUGGAAUGAAUCGCUCAAUGUGUUUGAGAACGGCACAGCACGACCAAAGCCAGUGUUUCGGACGACCUCGCAGGGACGCAUCUUCGAGAGUGCGAAGUGGUGGCUCAGUGGAUUCUUCGGGAAUAGCAGUGCCCAUAAUUCGGAGGACCAGUACGACCUGGUUGUUAUUCCUGAAGGAAACGGGUUUUUCAACAACACCUUAGCGUCUUACGACUCAUGCCCCGGGGAUUUGACUGCUGGCGAUCGAUCUGCCAAGACGUUCAUUCAAAAGUAUACGAAUGACGCAGUUCGCCGUUUGUCGAGCCACUUCGCGUCCAACUUCAAUCUGACCUCUUUUGACGUGUUGGCGAUGCAAAACCUAUGCGUCUACGAGCACACCAGCCUGGGUGGCUCCUCGUUCUGCUCCUUGUUCACCGAGCAAGAAUGGAAGGACUUUGCUUACAAUGUUGACAUCCAAUACUAUGGAAACUUCGCCUUUGGAUCCCCUACCGGUCGCGCCCAAGGCAUUGGCUAUGUUCUUGAGCUGGCGGCUCGACUGGAGGGUGAGCUGAUCCACUCGAGCGACACCAGCAUCAACUACACCUACGACAACAACGAGAAGACCUUCCCAUUCAACCAGCCAUUCUACAUGGAUAUGUCCCAUGACGACAUCAUCCUCUCCGUUAUCACGGCCCUGGGAUUGAAGCACUUCAACUACGGCCCGAAGGGACUGCCAAGUGAUGUGAACCACGCAGUAGCGAACAAAACCUUCUCAUUGAAUGACCUCACUCCGUUUGGCGCCCGAUUCAUGUCUGAGGUCUGGAGUUGUCCGAGCAAUACGUCCUUCCAGUCACUGGAUCCAAUCCUCUACGUGAACCCGAGGCUGGAGAAGAAGGAUACCAAGGAAUACAUUCGGUUUGUGUUGAACGAUGCCCCGUUGCCGUUGGAUGGUUUGGCUGGCUGCAAGAGCGCGAGCAAUGGGUUCUGCCCUCUGGAUGGGUUCUUGAGUGGCGUCGAUGAGUUGAAGAAGAACGCCCAGUACCAGCUCGCCUGUUUCGGCAAGUAUCCUAUCGGCGGACAGGUUGGCGAUGGAGUGCCCGAGGGCUCGCAGUAGGACUGAGUUUGAGCUCAAGAAGUCAAGAAAAGGGUUGUGAGGCUUGUUAUUCCAGCGUGUAUGAUAGUAUAGUUCUAUUCGAGGUGAAUGCUUGUGG